UCCAACACCAUUUCAUUUCGUUCAUAUUCUUUUUUCUUCGCAUUCACUUUCCAAAGCUACUUCUCCGUCAAAAGCCCCCCCAAAAAAAGAAAAAAACUUCCCGAAUUUACUUCUUCUUCGAUAAUAGUAAACCAAAAAACAGACAGAAAAACAGAAAAGAAUCAUGGUGUUGAAGAGGGAAAGAGACCACACUUUUGGUAAUGAUGAUAUUCAUAGUUAUCGUAGGAUUGAGUCGAGCCUGGACAUGGCUAAUUGCUUGAUGUUAUUGUCAAAAGUUGGCCAAACAGACUCCGAUGUCGUCGACACCGAUAUUUAUACCAGAAAAUUAGAGUCGUCGCCGUCGUCGGAGCGCGUGUUCGCUUGCAAGACUUGUAACCGAACGUUCCCGUCGUUUCAAGCGCUGGGUGGCCACAGUGCCAGCCACAAGAAACCGAAGCUGUCCGAUGCGGACAACCAAGGCAUACCCCAGCCACCGCCCAAGCCCAAGACCCACGAGUGCUCCAUAUGCGGGCUCGAGUUCGCACUUGGACAAGCACUUGGUGGUCAUAUGAGGAGACACAGACAAGGUGCGGCCCAUAAUGGUCGUGAACAACACGCCCUGGUGCCGGUUUUGAAGAAAUCGAAUAGCAGCAAGAGAGUUUGCGUGGAUUUGGACCUGGAUUUACAUUUGGCGCCUCCCGGGAAUUUUUAUGAUUUGAAGGUGCAGUUCAAGGCUCCUCCCACCUUGGAAUGUUUUCUGCCGAGAUAUAUUUACAAUUAGCCAUGUGUUGAUAUAGGAUUUGGAUCGAGUCGUAGUUGCGGAUUUUCACAGUUUAUUUAUUGAUUUAUUUUCAUUGAAUUGACUCAUGUUCAUAUUAGAAAUUCAUUGGAUUCUUUUUUUCUUUGAAUUAUACCGGCCGUUUAAUGA
Molecule: messenger RNA, 907 nt
Organism: Humulus lupulus (European hop)
Lineage: Eukaryota; Viridiplantae; Streptophyta; Magnoliopsida; Rosales; Cannabaceae
Product: zinc finger protein ZAT12
Exons: 1
Coding region: 164-760 (198 amino acids)
Biological process (GO): response to chitin
Source: RefSeq, a predicted model, not a curated record